Pseudozyma flocculosa PF-1 is the source of this 2103-nucleotide messenger RNA. RefSeq lists its product as uncharacterized. Gene Ontology annotation, biological process: fatty acid metabolic process. The transcript has 11 exons. The record is from RefSeq and is a predicted model, not a curated record. Gene Ontology annotation, molecular function: medium-chain fatty acid-CoA ligase activity. Lineage: Eukaryota; Fungi; Basidiomycota; Ustilaginomycetes; Ustilaginales; Ustilaginaceae. Bases 1 to 2103 code for a protein of 700 amino acids.
AUGGACCUUUCCCACAUCCUCGGAGCCGCUAGACGGACACCUCGCCAUGUCUUUCGCAGCUCUGGCUCGGCAGCCCUGCUACCAAUCGCCCGGCGCUCGCUCUCGCACACCUACCGCCAGCACCCAACGCUGCGAGCCGAUCCAUCCGACCCUUCGUCGCCUCUGCUGUCUCGCGUCUCUGGGCCCACAGACAAGCCGCUCUCGGAGCUCACCCUGGGUCAGUUCUGGAAGGAGACCGUCGCGAGCCAUGGCGACCGGCAGGCGCUAGUAUCGCUGCACGAGCCAGCAACUCAGCAUGCCGUCGGCAGCCUGUCGUCCAGCAAAACAGGGGAUGGCUGCAUCCGAUGGAGCUAUGCCGACAUGGACGAGCACAUCAAGCGCCUGGUCGCCGGUCUGAGGCGAUUGGGCGUCAAGAAGGGUCAGAGGGUGGCAGUGCUCAUGAUGAACUCGUCGGCCUACGGAGCUCUGCAGUGGGCCACGGCUGAGAUCGGUGCGAUCCUCGUGACCCUCAACCCCGCCUACGGCACCAACGAGCUGCGACGGGCCCUCAAGCACGUCGCAGCCUCGACUCUGGUGUUUGUGCCGUCCCUCAGGACAUCCGACUACCUCGCCAUGAUUAACGAGCUGCUUCCUUCGCUCCACAGCGCAGGCGGCAGCGGCUCAGAGAUCGCCGAAGAGUCCCUGCCCGACCUGAAGCGUCUCAUCUUGGUCGACAACCUCACCUCGAGGCCGCGGGGCUGGGAGAGCACGAGCCUCUUGUCGAGCCAGGGCAAGUCGUUUGCCGACGCCCUCGACCGUCUCAACAACCGCGCACUCGACUACCGGGACCUGCUCGACGGCAACAGCGCCGGGUUGUCCGACGAGGCAGAGCAGGUCACCAACGAAGACGUUGUCAACCUUCAGCUAACCAGUGGCACUACCGGGACGCCCAAGGCCGUGGCGCUCACUUCUCGCAACCUGCUCAACAAUGGCAUCGCCAUCGGCGAUACGAUGAGGUUCACGGAGAAGGAUAUCCUCUGCAACGUACCGCCCCUCUUCCACUGCUUCGGACUUGUGCUCGGCAACCUGGCUGCCUGGACUCACGGUGCCUCGGUCGUCUACGCGGCAGAGGGCUUCGAUCCGAUCCGCACUCUACGAGCCGCUUCGCAGGAGCGUUGCACCGCCCUCCACGGCGUCCCGACGCACUUCAUUACCGAGCUCGAGGCGCUGCAGGAUGUUCAGGACCACGUCCGCGACCCAGAGGCCUAUCCGCUUCCCAAGGGCGUCAACGAGGGCGAGUCCUUCACCUUCCCCAACCUGCGCACCGGUCUGACCAGCGGCAGCACCGUUCCGAUCGAGCUCAUGAAGCAAAUCAUGGAUCCGCACAAGUUCGGCGCCAAGGCGCAGACGGUCGUCUAUGGGCAGACAGAGACCUCUCCCGUGACGUUCGGAUGUGACAUCGAUGCGCCAAUCGAGAAGCGGUGCGAGACGGUGGGCAAGGUCUAUCCGCACGUUCACGCCAAGAUUGUCGACCCCGAGGACCCCGCGGGCAAGCCUCUGCCGAUCGGCGUUCCAGGCGAAAUCUGCACGGCGGGCUACAUCCUGAUGAAGGGCUACUGGAACGAUGAGGCUCGCACCGAAGAGGCCGUUGCGCGGCACCCCGACGAGCCCGACAUCCGGUGGAUGAAGACGGGCGAUAUCGGCGUGAUGGACGAGGAGGGUUAUGUGCGCGUCAUUGGCCGGUCCAAGGACAUCAUCAUCCGCGGAGGCGAGAACCUGUUCCCGAUCAAGAUCGAAAACUGCCUCGACCAGCUGGAAGGCGUGGCCAGCAACGCCGUUAUUGCGGUGCCGGACGAAAAAUACGGCGAGGCCGUGGGCGUGUUUGUCCUCCGCUCGCACCACUCGAAGCCGGUCGAGGCUGCCGCGAUCCGGAGUUUCGUGCGCGAGCACCUCGGCGGCCAGAGCGCACCGCAGUGGGUCUGGUUCCUCGGCGAGAACGGCCUGGCCGAUGACUUCCCCAAGACGGCCUCGGGCAAGGUCCAAAAGGUGAUCUUGCGUGACUGGGCAAAAGAGCUGGCGAGCAAGGGCGAUGGCAAGGUGCAGCAGGCUCAGGUUGCGGCGUGA